AGAAGAAACGGAAGAAGUUUUCUGACGCCGCCAUUAUCCGAGUCUUUUGUGUUUCGCUCCAAAAUUGUAUAAAUAAUUAUAUGUAAAUGUUCUGGUUGAUCUUUGAUAACAUAUAAACAGAUGUGUUAUGGAUCGGAUUAAUGAGUGAUCACAGUCGGUUUAAAGUCGCUCUGUUGGGGUUUAUUCGGGUUUUGUGUCAGUCGGGUGCAGGUGGGUGCGGUUCAGAAAAACAUUCACUCGACAGAAGAGAUUCAGACCUUUAAUUGCGAUUAAAUGUCUUUUAUCAAGUCCAAACUUCAAACUGCAAUUAACAACAAUAUGAAGAACACGUUCAAAACCCUUCUGUUCAUAUCACUCUUGUGCGGUGUCUCGGGUGCAGAUGAAAUGAAGUCAGUGAUGGAGGGAGAUUCUGUCACUCUACAGACUGAUGAGAAUAAAAUACUGACGUAUAAUAAUAUACUGUGGAGGUUUAAAGGUGAUCUCAUAGCUGAAAUCCCUGAUGAAGGUAACAUCAAGAAUGUUACUAAUGUGAGAUUCACAGGAAGACUAAAGCUGGAUAAUCAGACUGGAUCUUUGACCAUCACAAACAUCAGAACCAACCACUCUGGAGAAUAUAAAAUAGAGAUCAACACCGACACUGGGACAACAAAGAAGAAAAUCACUCUUACAGUCAAUGAAUCCCCAUCUGUGAUUGAUCCCGGUACAACUGAAGUGAAGUCAGUGGAGGUGAUUGAGGGAGAAUCUGUCUCUCUAAACACUGAUAUUAAUCCACAUGGAGAUGAGCUGAUCGUGUGGAGGUUUGGAGGUAACGGGGCUCUCAUCGCUAAAGAAGAUAAAGAGAACAAUAAGAUAUCAUUAUCUCCUGAUGAGAGAUUCAAAGACAGAAUACAUCUGGAUCAGACGGGAUCUCUCAUCAUUACAGACAGCAGAACCGCACACACUGGAGAAUAUAAACUAAAGAUCAGCAGCAACAACAGAGAGCCCAUAUACAAGAGAUUCAUUCUUAUUGUGAACCAUCCGCCGAUGUCUGCAGCUGCUAAAGCAGGAAUAACUCUUGCUGUUCUUGGUGCUGUUCUGCUCGUGAUUGCAGCUGCUGCUGCUGCUGGUGUGAUUUACUAUCGCAAGAUCUCUGAACUAGAAAGACUAAAUGAUCAAUGGAGGAGAGUGUCAGAGAUGGAGGGAAAAUCUGUCCCUCUAAUCACUGAUGAUAUUCAUAUAAAGACAGAUGAUGUGAACCUGUAUCAUAAAGACACUCUCAUAGCUCAGAUCAGAAGAGGGAAGAUCACACCUGUUACAGAUGUAUUCAGAGAGAGACUGAAGCUGAAUCAUCAGACUGGAUCUCUCACCAUCAAUAACAGCAAAUGCUCAGACUCUGGAGUUUAUAUACUGAAGAUCAAAAACGGCACUGGAGAGAUCACAUAUAAGAGAAUAAUUGUUACUGUCAGAGAUGAAGGGAUCUCAGAGAUGGUAACGGAGGGAAAUCCUGUCAAUUUAUUCAGUGGUGUUACUGAACUACAGGAAGAUGCUGAAGUAGAGUGGAAAUUUAAAAACACUGUCAUAGCUCACAAAAAACAAAAGGACAAAAAGAUCUCAUUACGUCAGGAUGCUCAUGAUGGGAAAUUCAAACAGAAUCUGCUGGUGGACAAACUGACUGGAUCUCUCACCAUCACAGACAUCACAAUGGAUCAAUCUGGAGAUUAUGAACUGAAGAUCACCAGCAGGAGAGCAACUAUACACAAGAUAUUCAAUGUUUCUGUCUCUGGUGAAGGGAUCUUAAAGACAGUAAUGAAGGGAGAUCGUGUCGAUCUAUUCAGUGAUGUUGCUGAACUACAGGAAGAUGCUGAAGUAGAGCUGAAAUUUAAAAACACUGUCAUAGCUGACAAAAAACAAAAGGACAAAAUGAUCUCAUUACGUCAGGAUGCUCAUGAUGGGAAAUUCAGACACAAUCUGCAGGUGGAACAAAAGACUGGAUCUCUCUUCAUCACAAACAUCAGACCGGAUCAAUCUGGAGAUUAUGAACUGAAGAUCAUCAGCAGGAGAGUAACUGUACACCAGAGAUUCAAUGUUUCUGUCAUUGAUGAAUUGAUCUUAAAGACAGUAAUGAAGGGAGAUCGUGUCGAUCUAUUCAGUGAUGUUGCUGAACUACAGGAAGAUGCUGAAGUAGAGUGGAAAUUUAAAACCACUGUCAUAGCUGACAAAAAACAAAAGGACAAAAUGAUCUCAGUACAUCAGGAUGCUCAUGAUGGGAAAUUCAGAGGAAGACUGAACGUGAACCAACUGACUGGAUCUCUCAUCAUCACAGACAUCACAAUGGAUCAAUCUGGAAAAUAUGAACUGAAGAUCAUCAGCAGCAGAGCAACUGUACACAAGAUAAUCAAUGUUUCUGUCUCUGACGAAGCUGAUGUAUUGAUGGCUGUGGAGGCUUUAAGCAAAGAGUUGGAGAAUAUCGAGGCUGAUGAUGGAGUGAAUGAGUCUGAUGGUUUGAUGAAUAAUGCCGCUGCUAAUGGAGUGAAUGAGUAUCAGGUCACAAGUCCUGUUUAAGUUAAAGAGGCUCUCAUCAUCACUGCUGUAAAUCACUGUUACAUCAUCAACAUUCAAAUCACAUCUACAAAAACAUAUUUCACAUUUUAAUGAAUCUCGAUAAACUCGUCCUGUAAAAUGAGAGAUCAACAUACGCUGUUAAACUCUGAAACUAAAGUGUAAAAAGUGUCUUUAUUUUCAAUUUGUUUUUGCCAUUCACACGUAUUAAUAAUCAAAUCCUGCUCUAUGAUUUACAGUUUUUAUCAUUUUAAUUGUAUACAUGUACAAUAACGUUUGACUCUCUUCUAUAUCAUGAGUGUAGACUGCACGCUUUAAAUAUCUAAUAUUAUAUAAUCCACAUAUACAACAUCAGUUUUCCUCAAAGUAUUGUGUUUUUAUUAAUCUGACACCACUAACAGGUUCAUGUUUAGUUUUAGGUCAGUGUAUUUUAACACUCAUGUCCAGUGACUUACACAUUGAGUUAUUAUGCUUUUAUUAAAGACAUUAUCAAACCGCAAGUUUAUAUUCUUUUAGUAUUUUUAUUUUACUUUGCAAUGUGCUUUAAUAGUUUUCUGCUAUAUUGAAUAAGUGCACUUGUUUAUUUUAUCUGGUAAUAUUGAGUGUUUUUGUGAAGUCUGAGAUUGUGAAUUUAAUGUUUUAAAUACGGUCUGAAUAUUUCUGCAACUAAUCGCAGGGUUGGUGGUUUGAUUCCCGGCCCACAUGCCGAAGUGUCCUUGGGCAAGACACUGAACCCCAAGUUGCUCCCAAUGGCAGACUAGCACCUUGCAUGCAGCUCUGCCACCAUUGGUGUGUGAAUGGGUGAAUGAGACGCAGUGUAAAGUGUUUUGAAUGCUGCUAAGGUUAAAAAGGCGCUAUAUAAGUGCAAACCAUUUAUUAACUGCUGUUCUGAUGUAAAAUACAUACAAACUUUUAACUUCAGCUUCAGAUAAUCCUGCCAAAUAUGCAUGUGUGUUAAUCUGUAUUAUGACCAAAAAAUAAAUAAAAUAUAUC
This is a messenger RNA of Xyrauchen texanus (razorback sucker), 3531 nucleotides long. RefSeq lists its product as uncharacterized. NCBI's taxonomy places the organism in Eukaryota, Metazoa, Chordata, Actinopteri, Cypriniformes, Catostomidae. The coding region runs from base 274 to 2541 and encodes 755 amino acids. The transcript is spliced from 9 exons. The record is from RefSeq and is a predicted model, not a curated record.